AUGCCUCGGUCAUUUUUGGUCAAAAAUCGUCAAUCGACAUUGUUUCAAAAAUCCUCUGAAGAUCCGAUUGCUGCUCACGAAGAUACUAACAAAACCGAAGGUAUGAAAAGUAGUACAUGUUAGAUUUGAGCUCGCACUAAUAGUCCAUUAGGUCGCAACGAAGCCAUGAUUUAUGUAAGGUUUAGCCCAAUCUGUGCCUCAACGUAAACUGCAAGAAAUUACGAGUGUUUGCUAAGAAUUUUGUAGUUUAGUAGGUAUAGCCUUGGAAUAUUUUACUUAUAUAUAUGUAUAAUAUGCUCGUUGUAAUUUAAAGACAUCUAUCUAUAUAUUGCCAUUUUCAUUCCAUAUUGCUAAUCAAAAGUUACAACUCUUUAAAACUUCGAGCUAUAAGGCCGAAAACUUUUAAAUACAACGUAAAAACGUUAAAUAUUUGCCAUUAAGGCUAGCAGUUUAUAAUGCAUGGCAUUAAGCAAAAUAAUAUUUGUCUCAGAGCUAAGGUGCGAUUUGAGAUUUAAAAAAACUUAAUUCCAUGCCCCAUUAAAAACGUAUUUUAAAUCGCGAUAGCACUUUCUAAACUAUCGGUAAAAUGCAGGGCUUGUCUUCUACUAAUGUAAGACUCUUUGCCCUUGGGAAACUUUAGAUAAUAUAGUAAACGGCAUGAUUACUUGAAAGUAUUUUUCGUGUUGCUAUGUGAAUAUGAGUUGCAGCAAAAAGUAGUAUUGCACUUCUCAUCUGCGUAUAGGGCUGCAUGUUGCACGGAGCCAAAUGGUAAAAGCGUAGCACGAUAUAAACACUGACUUAUAAUGGGUAGACUGAAAUUUUAUCCAGCAAAUACGAGGUCAGGAUAUUGUCUAAAUUAUUCCAUUGACAAAGUCGAAGAUGAAAUGUCUUAGCAUAGUUCUGAAUUAUGUAUAUUUUAGGAAUCUUGAACAGGAAUCUUGUGUUAUGUUACUCACACAAAAACCCUUCUUUGCUACUUCUAAACUAUAAUGUAUGAUGCUUUCAGUUAUAUACUGUUCUUCCUAUAUAGAAUCGACAGGCGACAGUUCUAGUAAGAGCAUUGAUUAUUCGCUGCUAGCUAGUUUACCACACGAGGGAACCUAUCUAUAUAUCAUAGCAAACUAAUUUUAUAUACUGCACAUCUAGUCUAUCUUCUAAGCUGUCAGUCUUCCAAGACAAAGAGGUUCAUUGAGAGCCACUUUUCUUUAAUGGUUCAGUGUUACUUAGGAAACCAAACUUAACAAAUUUAUUAGUUUAUUAUAACCGGAUAGCUGUGACAAUUCCACACCCUAAACUAACUUUCUAUAUACAGAAACCUAAUAAAAGCCAUCAUAUAGUGGAUAGAUAAAUCAGGAAACCACAGUUCUCCAAAAAAGCCUUCGAUAUUUGUUACAGUCAAAUUGCAGGGGAGUAAUGCAUAUUACAGGAUUUGAACUCGAGUUAUAGAGAUGAAUACGAAAUCAGUUAUAUACGAAGAACAUUGAUACUAGCAAACAGCAUUAAAGAAUUAGACUAAUUCGACCUUAAAUUUGAAAUCAGAGAGUCUGAAAGCAGUAUAUUUCUAUAGCAAAAAUCUUUGCGACAUAUCAUUUAUAAAUUCAAUUAUCAAUAUGGUCGUUCGGCAUGCUUUAAAAGUGGUCAUUUUCUUAAAUUAACAUAAAAACCCCUUAAAUACGCUUGGAGUGGGCGGCCCUACGUCUGUUAAACACGAAAUGUGUUUUGGAGGGGUUUUUUAAAUAAAAAGGUUUGCCAUAGCAAAAUAUAGGCGAAUCUCUUGGACCCUUUGGUAUUAUUUUGUUGAGCAAAUCGGCCAGAUUUUGUAGCAAAUCUGGCAUAGAAAAUCCAAAAUCUUCUUCAAAAUUUGCGUUUUUUGAUUUCGUGACAAAGUUGCAUAUGUAAUUAGCAUCGCGAGCGAAAUACGCAUGCGCUUGCCUCAAGCUGGUUACAUCUGGUCAAAAGGCGAAACAUCGAAUGAAUAGAAUUUGCUCUUUUACUCGUAAAUUAUGUGGGAAAACUGUUACAAGGAAUUCUAAAACCAUCGAAAAUAAACUCGCUUUUACUGUAAAUUUUAUUUUAUUUCAUUUCUGUAGUUUGUCAAUUCGGAGUAAAUCUCGAAAAAACAAAGAGUGUCAGUGAAUAAUUUGAUCAAUCUCGCAAAAUCUUAACUCGGAUUUUUGAGCGUUGCUUUUAUUAUGUGAAGAGAGUUUUAUCAAACUCGAUUGUUAUCCCAGACCAAUCUAAUUUUAAGACAAUCUAAUUUUAACAAAGCAUUAUGUUUUAUAUAGUCAAUGUGGUACUAUAGACCUUUAUAAAUGCGAAAAUUUAAUCUGCGCGUUACACCAAUAUUGAUCAAGGAACAAUUUUAGGAAACGUAUGCUUCGUAUAUAAUCUGGCCCUGGAUCGGAAUAGACCGGUUAUAUUUCGUUAUAUGUUGUUGUUCACUUGGUAAUAUGCCGGAGAAACUGUUCUCGCGUGCAAGCAGAAAUUUUUGGCUGGGUUUUGAACUCGCGACCUUCGAGUUACCAGAUCGAUGCUCUACCAACUGAGCUACACGCAGUCAGGACGGAUGGAAGACUGGAAAUGAUGAACUAUAUACUGAAUGUCAUAAAAAAAUACUCGUUUAUAUUAAUUCAGCAUCGAACAAUACUAGUUCUGCAAGUGUUACGUGUUACAAUGGAUUCGAUUAUGAGCAUGUUCGUCGUUACAAGGCAUGAAUGAUUUGAUGCAGCCUUUGUCUUUGAACAGACACCUUAAGUUCCGAAGCUUACUGCAGCUAGACAAGAGAAGAGGGACGCGUAUAGUAACCACGCGGGUCUGGGGCGGUGUUAUUCCCUUCCUCUCCCCAAUAUUUGUUCAUGAGUAAAUAAUUUCUAAGUGACUUUAGCAGAUUUUCAGGUAAAUUAUAAGAGACAAACGUGGAAGUUAAAAGAGAUAUGACAUGCGAACGAAGAAUGCGAAAUUUUAGUAGCAUUUGCUCGAAUUUCCAUGGUCUCUAUAAAGUUGGGGGGGGGGAGUUUUCCCACUAUAUCAGACGACUAUAUAAAGCCGCGGUCAAAACGAAGAUGCGAGCGUUGAUGCAUGAGUUAAUUGGCAGUCACGCAUUGAUACUGGACAAAUUUUGAUAAGUAGCAUGGUAUUCGGAUCGAUUAGUGAUUAAAAUGUACCCGAAGGCCGAAAGCCGAGAGAGGUUUAGCAAAAGGUUUACUAGUCGUCCCUCCUGUUUUAUAGCAAUGAAGUAAAUUAGUCAAUCGCAUCUCGCGGGACAAAGGAUUUCGUGGUAACCGUGAUAGGCUAUCACAAGCUCAUAAUUGGUCAACAAAAUAAAUGUUUGAUGAAUGUUUUCAACUUCAAUGGAAUACGUGAUGGGAGAGCUGAGCAAGGCCACGUGACUGCCAAUUCUCACGCACUUUCAUUCAACUUUGAUCCGCGCUUACAAUCGUAGUCCUGUGCACCGCAUGCAUCAAUGAGCAGCCAUGAUUAUAAUCCAAUUAUAACAGCAGGGUAAAAAUACUCGCGGGUGCCUCUGGAUUUCAGUGAAAAACCUAACCACUAUCUCCCGUUGCUCAAGUUUGUGUAGACGGAUAAUCCAGCUUUAGUAUAAAUGGAUUAUCAUUGUUGAUCAUUGUUCACCUAUGUCAAGCAUACAACUUAAAACUGAUCAAAAAAAUUCACAAGAGCACUGUAAUUAACUCGUCUAGCAGCAUAAUUUACCUUCAGUCUGACCUAUCUCAAUUAAUCUUUUAAUAAGUGACAGGCGUCGAUAUGAAAUGCCAACGGCGUUUAUAAUAUCAGUUAUUAUAUAAACCUUUAUAUAGUUUUAUUGUCAAUUAUUAAGUUCUGAGACAUUGUACUGAACGCACGUGUGAUAGGAAACAGUACACUAUAGUUUGGCGAGACAAAGACACAUUGAUCGGAGUAUAAAGGUUCCUUCAGGUGGCUAUCCUAACUUUGAAAAACUUAGACAGGAGAAAAUUUAUCGCAUAGUAUAAAAGACAUGACACGUGUGUCACGUUUGCAUUUGAACAGUAAAACGUGCAUAAUUCAACUUUAUAUAUAUGCAGCCUCUCAAAACUGUUCUAAAUUGUGACAUUCCUUGCCGUUCCAAUUCGGUUCAAUGCUAUUGUAGCAGGAAACCUAUAUAUCUUUAUACAUAAUUAUGCUGGGCAUAACUGGUUGAGACCAUGCCUUUCCUUCUGUACAAACGUAUUCCAUGUUGAACAAUGUUCAUUCUUAAGCCCCCACUCCCUCAACUCAAUGUUGAGCUUGUAUCAUGAUAAAUUUACCAAAAGUUGUUUCGGCGCUGGGAGAGGGGUGACGAAGUUUGUUUUGUCAAUAUGCAUUAACUUUGCAUUAUUUACUGUCACGGUUUCAAGGGCUCUAUGUCCAAGAUUGUAGCUCUAAAGGCAGAACAGUUUAGAACUGAUAGAGUUAGCCAGUAUAAAUGAAGUUAUAGUUAUAUAAGUUUAGGUUUCUUCCUGUAGCAACACUGGAUCAAUAAGAGAUGAUCCUUAUUGGACCUCUAGGAAGAACAGUUUAGAACUGAUAGAGCUGUCCAGUAUAAAUAAAGUUAGUUUAGUUUAGGUUUCCUCCUGUAGUAGCAUGACUGGAUCAAUAGAGAUGGUCCUUACUGGACCUCUAGGAAGAACAGUUUAGAACUGAUAGAGCUAUCCAGUAUAAAUUAAGUUAGUUUAGUUUAGGUUUCCUCCUGUAGCAACACUGGAUCAAUAAGAGAUGAUCCUUACUGGACCUCUAGGAAGAACAGUUUAGAACUGAUAGAACUAUCCAGUAAUAAAGUUAGUUUAGUUUAGGUUUCCUCCUGUAGCAACACUGGAUCAAUAAGAGAUGAUCCUUACUGGACCACUAGGAAGAACAGUUUAGAACUGAUAGAACUAUCCAGUAAUGAUCCUUACUGGACCACUAGGAAGAACAGUUUAGAACUGAUAGAGUUAUCCAGUAUAAAUGAAGUCAGUUAAGUAUAGGUUUCUUCCUGUAUAGUAACGCCGGCACUGGAGCACAAAAGGAUGACCUUUACUGCAUCGGCCUGUAUGCAGAACAGUCUAUUAUAUAAUUAGUUUUUGAUAAAGCUAUUCAUCGUAAAUAAAGUAUAUCUAGUCUAUUAGGUUGCCUCCUGUAGGAACACUGGAUAAAAAAUUGAUCUUUAUAAUUGCAAUGAUAGAGCUGCCCAGUAUAAAUAAAGUUUGUUAUAUGCUGUUUGUUAUGUGCUGCAUGGGGUAGCCAGGAUGAAUCGUGUCACGAAAUUCUUUUCCUGACCAUAAAAUAUCGUUUGAAUGAACUUUAUAUUGUUACUGGAAUCAAACUAAACUAAUUCAACUUUGGAAAAUCAUUUUGGCUGUUUAUCAAAGCCGUGUUGAGAGGUUUAUUAAACAAAUCAUCCCGGUCAGAUCGGGCCAGCCUGACCCCUUAGACUUAGUUUAGGUCUCCUUCUGCAUGUAGUAAUACUGAACCUCUAAAUUCAAUACAUUUUGAUCGUUUCUGGACCUCAGAGAAGAACUGAUAGAACUGAUCAGAAAACUUUACCGUUUCAGAAAAUGAAACAGUAAGCAGUGAACAGCGAACAGAAAACCUCAACAAGAGACCUUUUGAUAUCGAAAAUUUAAUUCAACCCCAUGACAAAGAAAUACCUACAGAAAUAAAGCAAGAGCACCCAUGUGAAAACGUUCAUGUGAAUCAAGUAAACAUACCUGCAACCCAGCCUGCUAUCUGUUAUCACAAUGGUAAAUAUUUGUGUAUUUUGUAUGCUUGACUAGUCAGGAUCGUAACCAGGUUUUUCGUUUUACCGAGUCGAGUGUUGAAGCCUCGAAAAUCCUCUAUAGAAACUGAAAAUCCGCUACCCCUGAAAAUAUUUUCAUUUUCUGAUCAGCUUACAAUUACAAACGCUAUUUCCUGCAUCCUGAGAGAAGUUUCAAGGAAACUAUACAGUCGACUUAACUUUUUUUGAAUUCGAAGUCAUCCUGUUUUAAAAUUUUCCCACGAAAAUCUAACCGUUAAGAACCGUUGAGACUUGUAGCUAUAUACGUCGUUUGGCUCAUAGCUAAUCCGAGCUUUAGUUUAGGUUUGCUCUUGUAGUGAUACUGGACCUUUUAGUAAGGUCCUUUUAGUAAGGUACUAAGGACCUUUUAGCGAGAACCUUUUGGACUUCGGAAGGAUUAGAGUCGAUGUAUCAAUAAACAUUAUUUAAGAUCUGAUUCAAAAUUUUCGUUGAAUGCAAUAUAAUAUUUUUCCAGGAUUUAUUCCGUACCCCAGACCUUGCAGAAACUUUCACAAACCACCCUACAUUGGCCCGCAUUAUCCUAACACUCUACCAAUUUACACACCAAUGUACCCUCGCUUCCCCAUGAUCCUAUGUCCCCCUUCAGACUUGGUCCUUCAGCGCCCGCCUUUUGGAAACAGAUGGCAUCACGGGCAGGGUGCGUUCGCAGCAUCUAACAUGACGUUUCGAGAUGGUUUGACCAAUGACAGUUCUGGAGAAGAUGGAAGGAAAUCUGGCGAAACUAAAGAAAAAGGAAGUGACGAAGUGGAAACAUAUGGAUGUGUCAAGUGUAAAAAGGUUUUUGGUACGCCGCAUGGGCUAGAGGUCCAUGUACGAAGAUCACACUCGGGGAAAAGACCCUACGAAUGUGAUUUAUGCGAAAAAUCAUUCGGGCACUCUGUUAGCUUGGAACAGCAUAAAGCCAUCCACACAAAUGAGAAGGUUUUCGAAUGUAAACAAUGCAAUAAAACGUUCAAGCGUUCAUCGACGCUUUCCACCCAUAUGCUCAUACAUUCGGAUACGCGCCCGUUUCCCUGCGAAUAUUGUGGCAAGCGGUUUCAUCAAAAAAGUGACAUGAAAAAACAUACGUACAUUCACACCGGUGAGAAACCUCACGUUUGCCAAGAAUGUGGCAAGGCGUUCAGUCAAUCGUCAAAUCUCAUCACUCACAGCAGAAAACAUACUGGACACAAACCGUUCGUCUGUACGAUAUGUUCCAGAGCUUUUUAUAGGAAAGUUGAUUUACGAAGGCACGCUGUGACCCAUGGUCUUUUUAUGUAG
This is a messenger RNA of Paramuricea clavata, 7051 nucleotides long. NCBI's taxonomy places the organism in Eukaryota, Metazoa, Cnidaria, Anthozoa, Malacalcyonacea, Plexauridae. The record is from the annotation of a GenBank genome assembly.